This is a messenger RNA of Tachysurus vachellii, 3613 nucleotides long. RefSeq names its product solute carrier family 7 member 1a (gene slc7a1a). Gene Ontology annotation, cellular component: plasma membrane. NCBI's taxonomy places the organism in Eukaryota, Metazoa, Chordata, Actinopteri, Siluriformes, Bagridae. The transcript is spliced from 13 exons. The coding region runs from base 190 to 2142 and encodes 650 amino acids. Gene Ontology annotation, biological process: amino acid transport; transmembrane transport. The record is from RefSeq and is a predicted model, not a curated record. Gene Ontology annotation, molecular function: amino acid transmembrane transporter activity.
UUUCCUAAAGAGAGGAGCGGUUUGUACGCGUGUAUCACUGGAUAGUGGCGCAAAUCUUCCAGGGGAGCGGAGAGGGAGACUGAGGUCGUCAGUAGACAGGAGUUCAUACAUAGAUCUUGUACUUGCUAACAGUAGGCUGUGUGUGGAAACAGAUCGGAUCAGGCCAAAUCAAACUGGAUCAGACAAGCCAUGGUUUUGCAGAAGCUUCUGAGUUUUGGCAAGCAGCUGCUGCGUGUGAAAGUGGUGGACUGCAGCUUGGAAGACUCUCGUCUCUCACGAUGCCUUAACACAUUUGACCUAGUGGCUCUCGGAGUGGGCAGCACUCUGGGCGCUGGGGUUUACGUCCUUGCCGGAACAGUGGCACGGGAGAACUCGGGACCUGCCAUAGUGCUGUCUUUCCUCAUUGCUGCCAUGGCAUCAGUUCUGGCUGGCCUGUGCUACGCUGAGUUUGGGGCACGAGUACCCAAGACAGGUUCAGCAUAUCUGUACAGCUAUGUGACAGUUGGGGAGCUCUGGGCCUUCAUCACUGGCUGGAAUCUCAUCCUCUCUUAUAUCAUAGGCACAUCUAGUGUAGCUCGUGCAUGGAGUGCCACGUUUGAUGAGCUGAUCGGCAAACAAAUUGAGAUGUUCUGUCGUCAGUACAUGAGCAUGAAGGUCCCAGGUGUGUUGGCUGAAUACCCGGAUAUGUUUGCAGUGGCCAUCAUUCUGAGUCUCUCAGGCUUGCUGGCUUUUGGAGUGAAGGAGUCAGCCAUGGUCAAUAAGGUUUUCACCUGCAUCAAUGUCCUGGUGCUGCUGUUCAUGGUGGUAUCAGGCCUGGUCAAAGGCACCCUCAAAAACUGGCAACUGGAUCCUUAUGAGAUUCUCAAUGCCACCAACUCUUCAGGUUUCAAUAAAACAGAAGCCAAUGAAUUAGCUGAAAGCUUGGGAAUGGGUGGAUUUAUGCCAUUUGGCUUCAGUGGAGUCCUCUCUGGAGCCGCAACAUGCUUCUAUGCCUUUGUCGGGUUUGACUGCAUCGCCACAACAGGUGAGGAGGUGAAGAAUCCUCAGAGGGCCAUCCCUAUCGGCAUCGUCUCCUCUCUCCUCAUCUGUUUUGUCGCCUACUUUGGUGUGUCGGCUGCUCUCACUAUGAUGAUGCCGUACUACCUGCUGGACACGAAAAGCCCAAUUCCUGUGGCCUUUAAAUAUGUAGGCUGGGAGGGAGCCGUCUACGCAGUGGCUGUAGGCUCUCUGUGUGCCCUGUCCACCAGUCUACUGGGUUCCAUGUUUCCUCUUCCUCGUAUUAUCUAUGCCAUGUCCCGAGAUGGUCUCCUCUUCUCUUUUCUGGCACAUGUGAGCAAGAGGAAGACGCCCAUCAUUGCCACGUUGGCUGCAGGGGUAUUGUCUGCUAUCAUGGCAUUUCUGUUUGACCUAAAGGAUCUGGUUGAUCUGAUGUCUAUUGGCACGCUUCUAGCUUACACUUUGGUUGCUGCAUGUGUGCUGGUGCUCAGGUAUCAACCGGAUCAUCCCACUCAGGGAUACCAGAUGGCAAGCACAAACGAGGAGCUAGAGAUGAGAGAAUCCUUUAGUACUACGAGUAUGGGCAUUCUGCCUGGCAUGGAGGAGCGCUUCAGUUUCAAAAAGCUGCUUUUUCCUGACAACACUGAGCCGUCUGGACUUUCUGGCUCUGCUGUCAAUGUCUGUGCAAGCCUGCUUGGUUUCCUGAUCCUGUUUUUUUGCAUCAUGGCCGUUCAUGGUGGUAUUGCCAGCUGGAGCAUAGCAACCCUCAGUGUGAUUGCCAUGGUGUGUCUCCUUCUCACUUUCAUCAUCUGGAGGCAGCCGGAGAGUAAAUGCAAGCUCUCAUUUAAGGUACCUCUGUUACCCUUCCUCCCUGUGGUUAGCAUGUUUGUGAACGUCUAUCUGAUGAUGCAGCUGGACAGGGGGACCUGGAUACGCUUUGCUAUAUGGAUGUUUAUUGGUUUUAUUAUUUACUUUAGCUAUGGAAUAUGGCACAGCUCAGAAGGUGCUUUGACUCAUUCCAUUCCAGACGAAGGUCCUGAUGUGUGUAAAUCCACCAAUACUCCCCGGAACUCCAUGUCCCCUGAAAAAGAGGCCUUCCUCUACACCAGACAGGAGUAUGGGGAUGAUGAAGAUGGUGAGCUCUGAUACUGAUGAUCAGAUGAGCUUCAGUACUGCCUGCUUGACCUUCUCUCUGAAUCGCAACACUCAGGGUCGCUGAAGAGCACAAACUAUUAUCAGACUGAGCAGGAGGAGAUGCAGCAUUGUGAUUAAUAAGAUAACUCACUUCCUCAUGAGAGAUCGAGCGCCUUUUUGUUGGAUAGUGAUUUUUGGGAUUCUAAUUUGCAACCAAAAAGAAACAACAAUAGUUAAAGGGCAGUUAAAGUUGUCUGAUGGCUGCCAUCAUCAUCUGAUUGCACUUUUAUAAUGUUACAAACAAGUUACAUCUGAAUUAGAAUGCUGCAUGCACACAAGUGUUGCAACAAUAUCAGGGACACUUUGGCUUUCUUGGACUACUUAACAGAUAAGUUUGUUAAAUAAUGAAAUCUGCUACACACGUGGUGUAGUGUUUCUUAUUUUAAUAUUCUGUUUCAGCCAACACUCAGUUUAAAAAAUGUUACCUACUAGUCUGAGCUGCUCUGAUCCAGAUUUAGUACACCUAGUAUUUAUAGAAAUCCCUGCCUGCCUCUCACUGCUACUGCCACCUGGUGGAGUGGUAGGGAAACACAAAUGUAAAAUUGAAGCUCUUGUCUGUAUACUGAGAGGGUUAUAUUUCCAGUACUGGGUAAUUGUUUUCUUUUUGCAGACUUCUUUGUCUCAUAUAGCAUUUUGAAGCUGCUAACUGAAAUAGUCAUCUCAAGAAUAUUUGAAAAGAGUUUGUAGGACUAAAACUUAAACUAAACUUUUAGUGCAGGUUUGAAAUAUAAACUUUGUAAUAGAAACUUUUCCAUAAGUGGUUGCUUAUCGUUGACGAUAUUACCAAUAUUAAUCAUGAUAAUUAAGGAUAUAGCAGACAUUGGCACAUUUUUCCCACUCUGGCUUCCAGACACAGAUUGCUUAAGUACUUUAUACAGAUUCCAUUGAUUAAACAAUUAAAUAAAGUUCAUUAAUUAAGCUGAUCUACAAUUACAAAUGACUAAAAAAUGAGUCCCGUAAUGAGCACAUCAUCUGUAAUAAUAUAACUACAUUCACCUGUCAUUAGAGGUGACACUAGAUGCAAUCUACCACCAACUGAGCUGUGAGUGGAAUUCAGGUAUAGUGACCAGAUUUGUGGAAUUAUUUUUUCCAUGUAGAUAACAACAUUUUAGAUAUUACAGCCCAUUGAAUGUGUAUGUGUUUAUGGUUUAGAUUAUGUAAUUCUGUUUACACCUUACUGUUUUGUCAUUUUGGGACAGUACCUUUUUUUUUUUUUUUUUUUUUUUGGAACAUUUACGAUGUUUUGUUUGUGAACUGUAAAAUCCUGGAAUAGUUGAGAUGUGCUGUAGCUCAAAACACUGUGCCUUGUAUUUGGUAAAUAAAAUUGUUAGCCAUAUUUUUUAUAGUUUAUAUCUUGCAUCACACAAAUAUCCAAACUACAUGUUCAAGGUCAUAGCAAGUAAUGCUAUGUAAUGCAAAUAAU